This is a messenger RNA of Spirometra erinaceieuropaei, 1071 nucleotides long. The record is from the annotation of a GenBank genome assembly. Lineage: Eukaryota; Metazoa; Platyhelminthes; Cestoda; Diphyllobothriidea; Diphyllobothriidae.
AUGGCGCUAGAUGGUGUACCGGCAAAAAUCAUCGCCAUGAUCAAGGCCUACUAUCGCUCCACUACUGCGAGAGUCCUGGUCCGUAACAAUCUUUCCCAACCGUUCGGUAUUCGGUCUGGCGUCCGACAGGGUUGUAUCCUGUCACCCAUACUGUUCAACUACGCUAUUGACCGGAUCCUCGGAAGGGCCCUAUGCGACAGUGACGGCGUUGAAUUUGCACCCGGAUAUCGACUGACUGAUCUCGACUAUGCCGAUGAUAUCGCCUUACUUGCUUCAAGUUUUGGUGAUCUGCAGUCUAUGGUGUCACGGGUGAACGAGGUCGCUAAAUCAGUCGGUUUGUCCAUAAACGCUGGGAAGACCAAAGUAUUCUCAAGCUGCAUCCUUGACCAGGAGAAGGCACCCCUGGGGAUUGAUGGCUGUCAACUUGAAGAAGUGGACAGUUUUAAAUACCUCGGGGCGCGGCUGCUGCCUAAUGGACAGAGUAAGGACGACAUUGUCUCCCGAAUCGAUGUUGCCCGCUGGGUUUUUUCAAGCCUUCGGAAAUGCCUGUGGAGCCGACGUGACCUAUCCAUCGCCACUAAGAUUCGCGUGUACCGUGCAUCUGUCCGGUCUGUCCUUCUCUACGGUUGUGAAUGCUGGGCUUUGCGCGUGGAGGACGAGCGAAAACUGGAGGUAUUUGACCACCACUGCUUGAGGAUCAUCCUUCGAGUGAAGUUAACCGACUUCGUCUCAAAUGAGACAGUCCGCGCUCGCUGCGACAACAUCGCAAGGAUAACUCAGGCCAUCCAAGAAAGACGACUGAAGUGGUUCGGGCAUGUUCUUCGUCGUCCACCUCAGGAGCUCAGUGUUACUGCCCUCGAUCCGGCACCGUUGCCCCAUUGGAGGCGUCGAAGAGGUGGUCAGUUCAAAACCUGGCUCGACACUGUCCGUCAAGACAUGGAGGUGGUUCUUGGACCUUCGGUAUUCGGUCUCCGUCGUUGGCGAAAAGAAUGGGUUGAGCUGUCUAGAUCUGCUGCCGCAGAUCGUCACUCGUGGAGAGGUACAGUUCGGGACGUCAUCGAGGCCGGCUAG